Molecule: messenger RNA, 825 nt
Organism: Darwinula stevensoni
Lineage: Eukaryota; Metazoa; Arthropoda; Ostracoda; Podocopida; Darwinulidae
Source: the annotation of a GenBank genome assembly
AUGCGUGAAGAAGAAAUCAAGAAAAUGGAAGAAGACGCAGUUAAAUAUGCUGAUGAAGAUAAAAAAUUGCGUGAGUUGGUAGAUGCUCGCAAUGCGGCUGAUGGCAUGGUCCACUCAGUGAAAAAAUCAUUAAGUGAGCAUGGUGAUAAGCUAGAUGCAGCUGAAAAAGAGUCGAUUGAAGCUGCAAUUAAGGACGUUGAAGAAGCAUUAAAAUCUGACGACAAAGCCGCCAUUGAAGCUAAAACAGAAGCAUUAACUACUGCAUCACAAAAAUUGGGUGAAAAAGUGUAUGCCGCUCAACAAGCAGAAGCCAACGCUCAAACCGCUCAACCGAGUGCUGAGGCUAAAAAAGAUUACUACGAAGUGCUAGGAGUGAACAAAGAUGCUUCUGAAGAAGACAUCAAAAAAGCUUAUCGCAAAUUGGCGAUGAAGUAUCACCCUGACCGCAACCCAGAUAACCCAAAAGCAGAGGAGCAGUUUAAAGAGGCGAAAGAAGCCUACGAAAUGCUUUCUGACGACCAAAAACGCGCCGCUUAUGACCAAUACGGCCACGCAGGCGUUGACCCAAACAUGGGCGCUGGGGCUGGCGGUUUUGGAGCAGGCGGUUUUUCCGAUGCUUUUGGUGAUAUUUUUGGUGACAUUUUUGGCGGCGGACGUGGCCAAGGUGGGCAACGCAGUAAUGUGUAUCGCGGCGCUGAUUUACGUUACAACAUGGAAAUCAGUUUGGAAGAUGCGGCAAAAGGCACAGAAACCAAAAUUCGCAUCCCCGUACAAGCUAAAUGCGACACUUGUGAUGGCACUGGUGCUAAAAAAGGCAAGUCACUG